Beta vulgaris subsp. vulgaris (sugar beet) is the source of this 693-nucleotide messenger RNA. Its product is annotated as E3 ubiquitin-protein ligase CIP8-like. The transcript is spliced from 2 exons. Bases 1 to 693 code for a protein of 230 amino acids. Gene Ontology annotation, biological process: protein ubiquitination. Gene Ontology annotation, molecular function: ubiquitin protein ligase activity; zinc ion binding. The record is from RefSeq and is a predicted model, not a curated record. Gene Ontology annotation, cellular component: cytoplasm. Lineage: Eukaryota; Viridiplantae; Streptophyta; Magnoliopsida; Caryophyllales; Amaranthaceae.
AUGUCGGAGCUUGCGCACAUGAGGAAACUAUACAAUGAUAUUAUUUACUUUGUGCAAAAUCAUGUCAAGCCUGUUACUGUUACCACUACUCCAACUAAUAAUUCUUACCCUUCACCACCUUUAGUUACUGCUGUUAAUUCCAUGCCCAAAAAACCAGAAAAGUAUAAUGGCGCAAAGGAAGCGAGGAGAGAGAAGGAUGACUACAUAGUGUCGCUUGGAAAUUCCGAGGAGCACAGUAAUCUUGUUGCGGAGUCUCUACGAUCCCGUGUCGAAAAUUGGUUGAACCUAUUUCAACAUGUUCUUCAUCCUAAUGAGACUACUAAUUACUAUUUCAAACUUGAAUCUUUAAUUAGUCGUGGGUGUUAUUAUGAUGAUGAGGUUGCUAGGGCUUGGAUCGAGCACGAGUCGUUCGAGGAGGAUUUCGCGGCGACGAAGCCUACUCCAGCUAGCGAGGCAGCUAUUGAGGCCUUGGAGAGGUUGGUUGCCGGAGGAGAUCAAGAGGUUGAUUCUACUACUUGUGCUAUUUGUCUUGAAGAGGGAAGUAUGAUGAUGAGUGUUAAGUUGCCUUGUAAGCAUGUGUUUCAUGAGGGUUGUAUUGUUAAAUGGCUUCAUAAAAGUAAUGAUUGCCUUCUUUGCCGCUAUAAGUUUCCUGUGGCUAAUAUGGAUCAACAAGUUGCAUUUGGAACUUCAUAG